CUAUAAGUCUGAUAUGGUCAAUUCUCUUCCUGCCCAUCCGGCCAGCAGCACUUUUCCUAAAAUAUUUUUUAAAUGAACUUUAAGAGUCAGCUGCCGAAGAGUUGGUGAUUCAGUGAAACUUAUCCCAGCGCUGUAGGGGCAGACACUUUGGUACACACGCUUUUCUUUUUUCUCUCAGGGAAAGGGGUGUUGCAGAGUGAACAGUCCGGGGCAGGUCGUGCCAUCGCGUCGCCAAGAGUCUGGAGGUUUGUGUGGACAUUUCUGGAAUAGCCUUCAAAGCUCGUUUUUUUUUUUUUUUGCCAAGGAGAACCUGGGAGGAAGCACAGCCGCGUUUUUCUUCUGUGUGCACACUCAGCGAAGAGUUCCAGCGGGGAUCACACAGAGCACAUUUCUAGCAUUUUCUGCGCUCUUCCUCCUUCCUGCGCGCAGGAGAUCGUCACAAUAUUUACUGGAAAUAAACAAUGCCCGAGGAUUAAUUGGAUGAAUUAAGUAAUUAGUGUCUUGACGUGCGUGAGAGUGUACUUUGGAGAUGUGAAGUGGUCUAAACUUUUCGCCGACAGACUUUAUUCAUUCCUCCGGUGUUUUUGAGGAAAUGUUUCAGAGUUUUUGGAUGUUUGUCUAAGAGAUGAGAUACUCUGCUGAUCUCCUGGGAUCAUUGGUUGCUUGAAAACGGAAGUGUUGCUGAGAUGAAGUUUUGGAUAUAACUGUUUACGCACAACAAACUCUGCUCUUAUUCGCCUGCUUUGUCAAAUAAAGAGCAGACAGUGAAGUGGAUUUCCUCCACAGAAGGCAGGCAUGCUGAGAAACACUUAAGGUGGAUGUUUGUGUGCCCACGCUGCACAUCUUCAUCUGGAAGUAAUUGAUAAACAGUCUCAAAUGCACUAAAGACGCGCGUGGAUCGCAGCUCCGCCACUGGAUCUGUAUUUUAGGUUUUAUUUUCUGACAUCUCGACAUAAUGCGUGGGGCUUUUGUGCUCAGUUUAGCUCUGAUCUAUCUGCUGACAUGGACUGGAGAGGCGGACAAACCGAAUCACCUCCAUCGGUCGCAGCUGCAAAGACGCACGAGACAGGGGCGAGCCCAGCUGGGCACAGCAGACAACGGGGGCCUUGUUGGGCGUUUGCGUCCAGGGUUUAGUUCAGCUAUCUCUGUGCACGCUGCCAGGGGGCAGGAGGACGUGCAAGCUGAUGAAGGUACUCCAGCUUCCGUCAGGUCAGGGACUGUGCAGGGCAGGAGAGCAGGAGGUCUCGUGCCACGGAGAGGGCUGGCCGGACAGCUCGGUGUGCCCCGUCAGCCGGACGUGCAGAAGGAUGAGGGCGCACCAGGAGCGCGAGCCAGGGUGACCCGGAUGCCCAGCGGCGCAGGGUCACCUAACCUGCUGGCCAGUUUUGCCGGAAAGAACCGCGUCCUGGUGAUCUCAGCCCCUCAUGAGUCAGACGGAUACUACAGACUCAUGAUGUCUCUCCUCAAACCAGAUAUUUACUGUGAGCUGGCAGAAAGGCAUGUUCACCAGAUCGUCAUUUUUCAUCAAGAGGGCGAGAUGGGGGGCAAGGUGAGGAGGAUCACCGCGGAGGGGAAGGUGAUGGAGGAGCCGCUGGACACUGCUCUCAUCCCCAGACUCAUGAGCUUCCUCAAACUGGAGAAAGGUAAGUUUGGGAUGGUGCUGCUGAAGAAGACCCUGCAGGUGGAGGAGAGGUACCCGUACCCUGUGAGGAUGGAGGCCAUGUACGAGGUGAUCGACCAGUCGCCUAUGAGGAGGCUGGAGAAGCUCCGACAGAAAGGCUUCGUGCAGAAGUGCAGAGGAGCAGGUGUGGAAGGCCAGGUGGAGGAGGGCACGCUCGCAGCAGUAGAUACACCAGUAGAAAGAAAACCAACAAAGAAAAUCAUGAGAAAGCCAACAACCACCACAGCUGCCACAACAACCACACGACCAACCACGACCCCUACCACCACCACCCCUCCAACAACCACGACCCGGCCCACCACCACAACCAGAGCAACUACAACCACGACCAAAGCAACAACGACCACCACCCGAAGAACCACCACAAAAAGACCGACCACCACUACCACCACCACACUGAAACCAACCAGAGCCCAGACCACAGCCAUGUGGCUCCCCGCACCAAGAACCACUGCUGAUCCUCACCACUACGACCGCAGAGAGAGGGAGCGGUACCCGGCUAAAACCACCCCGGCCGGAGACAACCGCACUGACAAGGACAGCAGAGACCCACACGGGAGAAAGAUGGUUCCUGCCACACAUAAACCCUCAAAGAUCAGACCCACCAGGAGGAAGAACGGUGGAGAGAAGGUGUUGACUAACGAGUAUGAGGACAAGUAUGAACCCAGCAGGCCAACAGUCAGCGAUCCUGGGGAGGCAGAAACCUUCACAGACAUCAGUCCAACCAAGAGGGUGAAAGGCAAACACGAUAAGCACGACAAGAAGAAGAAAAAGAACGACAAGGCUGCCAAGAAAGCCGAGAGGAGGGGAGGAGGAAAGGCAGGGAAGAUCGGGGGAAAGAAAAAUGGAAAGAAGCUGCCAAAGUACCCUGAGAAAGAGGACUACCCGAAGCCCACCAAGAAGCCGACACCCCCGCCAAAGGGAUCCCUGGCUUCUUUCCUGGACUACUUUGAGAACAGGAGGCGGCUGCUGCUGAUUACAUCUCCCAGCGAGGAGAACAGAAUGUAUGCUCAGCAGAGGGAUGAGUACCUGGAGUCUGUGUGUGAAAUGGCCAUUAGGAAAGUCUCCAUCAUCACCAUCUUUGGCUCCCUGACCAACUCCACCAUGAAAAUCGAUCACUACCAGCUCGAAAACGACAAGCCGAUGAAGGGUCUUCGUCAGGAGGAUCUGGUGAACCAGGACCUGAUCACAGAGCUGAGGAAAGAGUUCAGUAUGGUCUAUGAGGACUUCUACAUGGUCCUCACCGACACCGACAUGAGGGUGAAGCAAUCCUACGAGGUUCCCAUCGCCAUGAAGGCCGUGUUCGACUACAUCGACACCUUCUCGUCCCGCAUCCGAGAGAUGGAGCAGCAGAAGAGGGACGGGGUCGCCUGUAAGAAAGAGGACAAGCCCAGGUCCCUGGAGAACUUCCUCUCCAGGUUCCGAUGGAGACGUCGCCUCUUCAUCAUCUCCGCCCCCAACGACGAGGAGUGGGCCUAUCAGCAGCAGCUCUACUCCCUCUCCAGCCAGGCCUGCAACCUCGGUCUGAGGCACAUCGCCAUUCUGAAGCUGGCCGGCACAGAGUUACUGGAUAUGGGUGGAGUCCUGGAACUGUAUCCUAUCAAUGGGAGCGCUACUGUGGAGCGUGAGGGACUGUCGGGCAUCCUAGUGAAGGACAUGAGGAACUACUUCCAGAUCAGCCCGGAGUACUUCUCUAUGCUGCUGGUGGGGAAAGACGGCAACGUGAAGUCCUGGUACCCGUCGCCCAUGUGGUCCAUGGCGAUCAUCUACGACCUGGUGGACUCGAUGCAGCUGCGGCGACAGGAGAUGGCCAUCCAGCAGUCACUGGGUAUGCGCUGCCCUGAGGACGAGUACGGCGGCUACGGCUACCAUCAGCACGGAUACGAACACGGUUACCAGGACGGAUACCACCAAGGCUACGGCUACUAACUCCCCCAGCGUGCAUCGCAGCUUGUGUGUGGUGUCUUAACUUCUUUUAAAUCUUUCCAGUUGGCUCGGACAAAUUGAGGUCCUUGAAUGUUUUGUAGCACUUAAUGAAAGCCUCCGAACGGUUGCUUUCACCUUUCCAGCUCUUUCAUUUCGGUUUAUAUCGCUGCGAGUGAAGACACUUUGUCAAGAGGCUUUAAUCAGAGAACUGUUAGUGUAGGAAUGUGUAGAUGAGCCUGGAGGUUCAGGGAUUUAUUGUCCAAUGUUUUUAAUUUAGAUUUUCUAGUUUGGUCAUUUCCUACAGAGGGUAUUUCUGCCACCAAGUUAAAACCAAUGGGAUCAUUAUCAAGUGAGAACAGGAUAUUUUGAUGCAAUUAUGACAUACAAACUUAAGGUAGAGUCAGUAGCAUUUUUUUUUACCUUACCGUCACUGCAGGACGGAGUGUGUACGUUUACAGCUUGUACCUACACUGCAAGCUACCGCCGGUGUUUGGCAUCUACCUGUCCAACAGGAAGCAGGCCAGCUCCACAUCUGCGGGUGAAAACCAACACAAGGUUCACCCUCGUUUUGGUUGGAACGAGCUCUAUCCACUUGGUGUUACAGCUGACAGUAAUUACCUAUAUUUUGUUUUCUGUGCUGUUAAAUGUCCGUUAUAUUCUCGUCAAAUCGCUAAAUUGUUCCACUCCUAAACUUACCUGCUGCGCUGUCAUUGGCUAGAGGAAACACGCCAGCUCCCCGCCUGGAAACGUCCAGAGUCAACCAAAACAUGAAAAUCAGUCACCAUCACAGAUAUAUGGAGGCCCAGAAGGGACGAUGGAGCAGCUUUACUUUAGGAGAAGUCUAUAUUUUAUUAUUUUAGGAAAAAGCUACUGACUCCAUCUUUAAAUGAACUGUACCUUUUUGUAUGUAUGAGAAACAUUUCAUGUUAUACUUAUAAGAUUUUAUGAUGUUUUACAAUGAUGUGUUAUGUGAUUUUAUUCAUGUCCUAACAAGAUAAAUAGUUCUAAUCAGUGAAUCGACGUCUUAUUUAUGUAGCAGCAAACAUAACUGACGUUUUCUCAAGAGCUGCACCAAAAGAGCCGGCUGAACGGGGACGCACUGAUGCAUCGCUUGAACAUGUGUAUCACCUGAUCGCGGCCACAUCUGCCCAUCAGCAAAUAAUGUGACAUGCACCACUGUCAGUUUCCGGUGUGUGUUUGUGUGUGUGCCGCAUUGAAUGCCGCCAGCCUGGAACACCUACCUGCUGAUUCAGAGGAGAGGUUUUUUUUUAACGGGCAGAAGAAGUCACCUGUUGGCAGUGUGGCCGUCUGACAGCGUCUCUGAGGAAGAUCACCGUCAUGCAGCUCGUACGACAUGUUCCUGUGACAUUUCAAGCGGAGGGACUGCUAACAACAAUUUAGAUUAAUCAAAUCUUAAAGCUCUGGGCGCCAGUGGCCUAGUGGUUAGUGCAUGCGCCCCAUGUACGCCCUCCAAGCAGGUGACCCAGGUUCAACAUGUGGCUCCUUUCCUGCAUGUCAUUCCCCACUCUCUCUCUCUCUCUCUCUCUCUCUGUCCCUGAUUUCCGACUCUAUCUACCGAACCUGACAUGUCCUAUUUCUAAAAUAAAAUCGUAAAAAGCCUAAAAAUAAAAACAGAUAAGAAAAAACAGACACAAAAAAUUAGGAAAAAGAACUGGGGGAAUAAACAUUGGUUACACCUUAAAUUAAGGUCACAAUAUUCACCAUAUACUAGCUGCUUAUUAGCAUGCUAACUAGUAGCAUACUGGCUGCUUAUCAGUCAUUUUAAGCGCUUUUUAGCACCUUAAUCUACAUGACCAUAAUCUAUAGAUAAUGUCAUUAACUAAGAGUUUACCCUCCUAAUUACUGCUGAUUGAUAGUAAGUUAGGAAGUUGUUGAACAUGAAUUAUGACCUUAUGAUGGCCAAACUAAGCAAAGCAUUUUAAGAUAAUAAAUAAUCAGCUUAAUGACUCAUAAUUACCUGGUGGUCUAGUGGUUAGGAUUCGGUUUUUGGGUUCGAUUCCCAGUCAGGGAACAGCUGAUUAGCCUGCUAAUAAGCAGCUUGUGUAACCGGUUGUGUUUUUCUGCUGGACUAUGGAGGGCGUGUGUGUCUGUCUCGGAUGUUUAUGGUGCAGGAAGAACGCCACUCUGGAUCUCUUUCCUUUUUAUUCUGGUGUAUGAUACAAAAGCACACAAUCAGCAUUGAUAUGCAACCGCAAGGACUCGCAUCUUCAGCUCAGGAGAGAUUCCGUUUGCCUUAAGAGUAUUUUUACAUAACAUCAUGAAAUCAUAUCAAUUAAAUACAUUUUUAGCACAAGUGAUCGUAUAGUGGAAUUUUACUUUGUCUUUGAUUACCAAAUAAGAGCAUUUUCAAUUUUUAUCUGUGUAUAAACAUACCAAAAUCAUUUUAACACGUAACCAUCAAUGAAUUGCAUUUUAUAGCUUUUUACAAUGAACACAAACAACAUGAAUUUACAGUUCACUUUUUAUGUAAAACUAAUUUAACCGUGCCUACCUGGUGUACAAUACAAAAGCACACAAUCAGCAUUGAUAUGCAACUGCAAGGACUCACAUCUGUGUAACACAAAAACACGCACACAAGAGCAUUAACCUUCAGCUCAGGAGAGAUUCCUUUGCUGAGGUACGUACGGUGGCCAGCUAGGAGCCCUACAGUUGCGCUAUUAGACCACCAGGCUGCAACAAAGUAACAUAAAUAUGACAGACACAUCAAUUUUGUAGAAAUUCACAAGAGGUUCAUUCCAACUCUGUUAGACUAGUUUAUGGUGAAUAUCCAUCUAUCCAUUUUCUUUACCGCUUUUUCCCUGUUCGGGGUCGCAUUGGGCUGGAGUGCUGUAGCCGAUCCCAGCUGUCACGGGGCGAGAGGCGGGGUUAAACCAUGGAAUGGCUCGUCUAAACCGAACUGUUACAUCAUUAAACAAAAUCAUGUUCUGACUUUACUGUUAUAGGAUAUGUUUGUAUGUCCUAAUGAUGUGAAAAUGUCUUUGUAAUAACAUCUCAUUUUAUAACAACAGCUCUGCGUGUGGUGAUGUGAUUGUGAACCGUUUCUUUUUCAGGUGUGGCAGCGAUACGCUCUACAUUUCUAACCUCAGCACAGGGUGUUUUUUUAACUUCCCUUCAAGGUCGGAAAAACAUGUUUGUAUUUAUUGGACAUCUGUUGCAUCUGCAGGUUUUUAUCUCUCCAUUUUUGUGAAGUUUCCGUUGCUAUCCAUUGUUCUUAUUUAUACUCUGUUGUGCUUUAUGAUAAAUAAACGUGUUUACUACCA
Molecule: messenger RNA, 6888 nt
Organism: Labrus mixtus (cuckoo wrasse)
Lineage: Eukaryota; Metazoa; Chordata; Actinopteri; Labriformes; Labridae
Gene: ccdc80
Product: coiled-coil domain containing 80
Exons: 10
Coding region: 956-3610 (884 amino acids)
Source: RefSeq, a predicted model, not a curated record